AUGGUUGUCCAGCUCAAGAAUGUUCUUAUUAGUGACGAAGUCGAUCCAAAAUGUGUGCAGAUUCUUCAGAGCAAUGGAAUAGAGGUGGUGCAGAAUGUGACUUUGAGCAAAGAGCAGCUGAUUGCAGAGAUUCCUAAAUAUGAUGGGUUGAUUGUAAGAUCAGCAACUCGAGUUACAGCUGAUGUGAUCAAUGCUGGAGUUAAUCUCAAAAUUAUUGGUCGUGCUGGAACUGGAGUUGACAACAUCGAUGCUGAUGCUGCCACCAGGAGAGGGAUCAUUGUGAUGAACACACCAGGAGGUAAUACCCUAAGUGCUGCUGAACACACAUGCACACUGUUGAUUGCACUCACAAGAAACCUUGGUGCAGCAUCUCUGUCUAUGAAGGAGGGUAAAUGGGAUCGUAAAAAAUUUAUGGGAACUGAGCUGUUUGGCAAGACAUUAGCUAUUAUUGGACUUGGACGAAUUGGUAAAGAAGUUGCUCUUCGCAUGCAGUCAUUUGGAAUGACAACAAUUGGAUUUGAUCCGCUUGUCAGCCCAGCAGAGAGUGCCACAUUCAACACUGAAUGGCUUUCCCUAGAGGAGAUUUGGCCAAGAGCUGAUUACAUCACUCUGCAUACACCUUUGAUUCCUCAGACAAAAAAUCUCAUUAACGAUGAUGUAUUUGCCAAGUGCAAGAAAGGGAUUCGGAUAGUAAAUUGCGCACGUGGGGGCAUCAUUGAUGAAGAUGCCUUGUUGAGGGCUCUUGAAUCUGGCCAGUGUGCUGCAGCUGGGCUAGAUGUGUUCCUAGAGGAACCCCCCAAAGAUUACACACUAGUCAAACACCCCAAUGUCAUUGCCACACCUCACCUAGGGGCCAGCACGAUUGAAGCACAGAGCAGAGUUGCUGAGGAAAUAGCUCAGCAGUUUGUGGAUUUGGUGCAGGGCAAGUGUUUGUUUGGUGCGAUAAAUGCCUCAGCUUUAACCAAUGCCCUGAGUGCUAGCUCUCAGCCCUGGGUUCAGCUAGGAGAACAGCUGGGUAGGAUCGCUAGUCUGCUGACUAAGGACUUUGCUCUUAAAAAUGUAGACAUAGAACUGUUUGGAGAGUCACUGAAAAAUGGAGGUUCCUACUUCAUUGCCUCUGUUAUGGUUGGAUAUUUGAGUUUAACCCCUUUGGGAGGUGGUGAUGCAGCAUCCAGCAAAUUGAACCUAAUCAAUGCUCCAGUGUUUGCAAAACAGUCUGGCAUUACUACAAAAGCUACAUGGAAAAAUGAGCUACCCGCUGAACAUGUGAAAGUUAACUUCCAGGGAGCUGGAGGGGAGGCAUUUGAACUGCAGGGUACAGUGGCUGGAAAGAAUAACCUGCUGCUGUCAGUUCAGGGACAUGCUUUCAAGAUCCCAGCAACUUUGAAUGGCAAUAUUGUUGUCUACAGAGCUCAGAAAGCUGUGUCAGUGGCAGAUGUCUUGACUGCUGCUGCUAAAGAUGGAGUUGAGGUUGUGGCUGUUUCUGCAUCAGAAGUGAAGAACUCUCAAGGUUUUGGCAUCAUAAACCUAGCAUCUCCAGCAACUGGCAAGUUGGACAACCUCAGCACAGUUGUAGAUGCACAUGCUAAUACAUUGUAG
This is a messenger RNA of Candidula unifasciata, 1599 nucleotides long. NCBI's taxonomy places the organism in Eukaryota, Metazoa, Mollusca, Gastropoda, Stylommatophora, Geomitridae. The record is from the annotation of a GenBank genome assembly.